Messenger RNA from Bactrocera neohumeralis, 531 nucleotides. RefSeq lists its product as uncharacterized. The record is from RefSeq and is a predicted model, not a curated record. Bases 50 to 427 code for a protein of 125 amino acids. The transcript is spliced from 2 exons. Lineage: Eukaryota; Metazoa; Arthropoda; Insecta; Diptera; Tephritidae.
UUUCAGUUGCAAUAAACAUUUCUGGGAUGCUGGCGGCAAGUUCGGAAUUAUGGCGUCAUUUUCUAAAAUAUUUCUACUACUAUUGAGCGCAUUUAUAAAGCUGCAUUUCACAGCAUUUGCACUCCCAUUAGAAAAUGACAAGGAUUUAAAAGAAAUCGCCGACAAUAAGCCGCCAAAUGAAAAAAGCAUAAUACCGGAUACACCAGGUGUGCGGGAGUUCAAAAAGGGCUUAGUGGACCACUUAGUAGCAAGCCUUGGGAACGAAGAAGGAGACGAAUCUGGUGUCUACAGCGCUCAACUGUCUUCAGGGGAAGUUGAUUUGCCCUGCACAAAUGAUACUGUUAGAAUAGCAAUUAUUAGCAGCAGUUUUCCAUUGCCAGAGCGUUUUUUCCAUACUCCAAAGAGAUGCUCGGAAGAAAUGCAGUGAAUAAAAUAAUAAACUAAAUUAAUAAAUGAAUAAAUAAUGUUAAUGAAGCGACGAAUCAUAGUGAUAAAAUAGAAAAUGUUUAAAAGUCUUUAAAAAAAAAUUUU